AUGGCCGACGAGCGAGCGCGGAGGGCGCAAGAUGACUACCGCUUGAUGCUGGAGCGGCAGCUGGAGCAGCGGGCGGCGCUAUCGGCGGACGAGGCAUCCUUCCAGCAAGAGAUUGCAGAGAUGAACCGCGCGCUGCUACAUGACGCUCGGCAGGGCGAGGCGAGCGCCACCGCUCGACUCCAGGCGCUCCAAUCGCGGCACCAGCGUCUUCGGACCGGCUAUGAGCGGCUGCGCGGUGCUGUCUUGGAUCCCGCCAAGCACUCCGCCAAGCAGCAGAACGAGCCUGCGAGUACCGUCGAGGGCGCUUCGGACGGGGCGGACGUGGCCGAGCUGGAGCAUCGGGUGGCGCAGCUGGAGGAGGCUAGGCGCGCCUUGGCAGAUAGGCUGGAGCGGGCAGGGCAGGCGUACACGGCGGCGUUGGCUGAGAUGCGUCCGGGCCAUCUGGCAGACAAGGAGUCGCCGCCGCAGAUUGCCGUGCCGGCUGUGCCGCAGAGCCCAACGCCACCGAGUGGGUCGGAGGCACACGUGGUGGGGGAGAGAAAACGAGAAGCUGCAGCCAUGGUGCGGGCCAUUCAAACGCUGACGGCGCAAAAGGCGGAGCUCCAGCGCCAGCUGGAGCGGCGCCACGUGGCCGAAGACGAGCUCAAGAAUCUGCGUGCGGAGAUCGAGCGGCUGCAGGCGGCUCGGGGCGAUUUCAAGCAAGACUAUGCCCAGCUGCGCUCGGCCUCCUCGCUCCAGGUCCAGGUGAAGGAGAUGUCCUCCACCAUAGCCGCCUUGGAGUCGGAGCGGCCGAAGCUGCUCCGCCGCGCCGCCACCGCCGAGCAGCAGCUGGCAUCGUUGCAAGAGAGCAUGACCUCGACCGUCCAGUCGUACCAAAAGGAAAUCCUGCAGCUGCGGCGGAGCCAAGCGGGCGCCGCACAGGGCCCUCGAUGA
Emiliania huxleyi CCMP1516 is the source of this 933-nucleotide messenger RNA. RefSeq lists its product as hypothetical. The record is from RefSeq and is a predicted model, not a curated record. The transcript has a single exon. The coding region runs from base 1 to 933 and encodes 310 amino acids. NCBI's taxonomy places the organism in Eukaryota, Haptophyta, Isochrysidales, Noelaerhabdaceae.